Molecule: messenger RNA, 810 nt
Organism: Penicillium samsonianum
Lineage: Eukaryota; Fungi; Ascomycota; Eurotiomycetes; Eurotiales; Aspergillaceae
Exons: 3
Coding region: 1-810 (269 amino acids)
Source: RefSeq, a predicted model, not a curated record
AUGAAGAGCAUUCGUUGGUCGAUGGUAAUCGAGGUUCGCUGGCCGAUUCAAGCCAAGGGCGAUAUCUAUGUGUUGUCUCAGCAGUCUGCUGGCCACCGUGAGGUGCGUGGGCAAGGUGUCAACAUAAGCGAAGAUGAAGAAUCGAGCCGCUUGUCAAGUGAUGUAAGAUCGGCAAAGUCUGCUGGACAUCGUGCACACCCUCGGACAUGUACAGCACGCGUCUUGCACACCCUCGCCGCCUUUGCCGCGCGACGCGAUCGAUCUCUUGCCUGGGCCAGCCGCAUUGGAGGUCGAAGAUCCUGCCAACCAGGGUUGAGUGAGCACGCCAAGCUCGAUAUCCGGCAUCCCUCAUUCGCUUUUCAGCUGAUACACAGCAUCCUUGUGGGUUGUGUUCCGUUGGAGACGAGUUCUCUCUCUCAGGAUGACUUGCCGCCAAUCCCGACCUGGACGUCCUCGGAGACAUCACUUGAUGUUUCAAUCGAUUGGCCAUGCAUCCUCCCCGCGAAACGAACCUUGUCUGCUGAGCGACUUAUACCUAGCGAACUCAACUGGGCAGUCCUCUCUCUGCGCGAGUCUUUCUUCGCUUUCCCUCCACGUUGUUUUCACCCAUUGCCCGUCAGCUAUACGUACCCUUCAAUGGCAAUGGAUAUCCACGGCAUCGGAUCCUCGUCCCUGCGUUUUGUCAAAAAAUCAGCGAUCGAAGCAAGCCAAACUCCGAGUCUCGCUGAAUUCUCGGUGCAGAUGCGAAAUCUAUUCACCGACUUCGAUGACUAUACCAAGUCCAAUACGUCAGAUGAUUUGCUCGCCUAA